This is a messenger RNA of Cicer arietinum (chickpea), 3100 nucleotides long. RefSeq lists its product as uncharacterized. Gene Ontology annotation, biological process: proteolysis. The record is from RefSeq and is a predicted model, not a curated record. Gene Ontology annotation, molecular function: metalloexopeptidase activity. NCBI's taxonomy places the organism in Eukaryota, Viridiplantae, Streptophyta, Magnoliopsida, Fabales, Fabaceae.
UCGUUAUCAUUUUGAUAUUUAAACCUACAGAAUAUCGUACCAUCAUCUCGGAAGACAAGACCCGCAGUGUUGCUGCUGCUUCUUCUUCUUUUUCCUAUUCCGCCAUAUAUCUCAUCAUUCUAUUUUCUUCACUCACACACAGGUAUUUGCUUGUUAGAAUUUGCUUACAAUGCGAAAGAGGCACGAAGCUGCUUCAGUAGCAUCGAAAGGGUCAAGCAGCAGUGUUGCAAGUGAAAAGUAUAGCAAUGAUGCUGAAAUUCGCCCCGAUGUUGGUGUUGGAAACAUCAAGAGGUCAUCAUUUGCGUGGCUGGCAUUGUUCUUUAUCAUCGCUUAUUCCUGUUCAUCCAUUUAUCAAUACCAGUUUCAGAGCAUGCCUGUGCCUCUUUCUGCAGAACAGGCUGGAAAGAGGGGUUUCUCUGAGAUUGAAGCAUUCAAUCAUGUUAAGGCCUUGACUGAGGUGGGCCCUCAUCCUGUUGGUUCUGAAGCUCUGAAUGAAGCCCUGCAGUAUGUUUUGACAGCUUGCGAAACUAUUAAGAAAAUAGCUCACUGGGAGGUUGAUGUUGAAGUGGAUAUUUUUCAUGUAGAAUCUGGUGCAAAUCGACUGGAUAGUGGCUUAUUUGCGGGGAGAUCACUUGUUUAUUCAGAUCUGAAUCAUGUCGUAGUAAGAAUCUCGCCAAAAUAUAUGUCCGAAGCUAGAGAAAAAUCCAUUCUCGUCUCAUCUCAUAUUGAUACUGUUUUUUCAACCGAAGGGGCUGGAGAUUGCAGUUCAUGUGUAGGUGUUAUGCUGGAACUUGCUCGUGGAAUUUCCCAGUGGGCUCAUGGAUUGAAGAAAGGUGUUAUAUUCUUAUUUAAUACCGGUGAAGAGGAGGGUCUUAAUGGUGCGCAUAGCUUCAUAACUCAGCACCCUUGGAGUAAAACUGUUCAAAUGGCUAUUGAUCUAGAGGCCAUGGGCAUUGGAGGGAAGUCUAGUAUUUUUCAGGCUGGUCCUCAUCCAUGGGCUAUUGAGAACUAUGCUUCAGUAGCAAAGUACCCCUCUGGUCAAAUUGUUGCACAGGAUCUUUUUUCUUCGGGGGUUAUAAAAUCUGCAACAGAUUUCCAAGUGUAUAAAGAUGUUGCUGGCCUUUCUGGGCUUGAUUUUGCAUAUGUAGAUAAUACUGCUGUAUAUCAUACCAAGAAUGACAAAUUAGAGCUUUUAACAAAAGGCUCUCUUCAACAUCUGGGAGAGAAUAUGCUUGCUUUCCUGCUGCAUAUUGGUGCAUCUUCUCAUUUUCCAGAAGGCAGUUCAACAGAGUCAAAGGAAGAUAUCAGCAAUAACAAAGCCAUAUAUUUUGACAUUUUGGGAACUUAUAUGGUUGUAUACCGUCAAAAGUUCGCUAAUUUGCUCCACAAUUCAGUGAUAAUGCAGUCACUUCUAAUAUGGGCUACAUCAUUGUUUAUGGGCGGUAUACCAGCUGCAGCUUCAUUGGCCUUGUCAUGUUUGGGUGUUCUCCUCAUGUGGCUGUUUGCCUUAGGUUUCUCCCUUCUUGUUGCCUUUCUGAUACCUAUGAUAUCAUCAUCACCAGUGCCCUAUGUUGCCAGCCCGUGGUUGGUGGUUGGAUUAUUUGGCGCACCGGCUAUUCUGGGAGCAUUGACUGGUCAACAUUUGGGUUAUCUUCUAUUUAAAAAAUAUCUCUUGAAUCUACAUUCUAAGAGAAGGCAAAUUCCCCCCAUUAUUCAGGCUGAUCUUGUCAAACUGGAGGCUGAAAGAUGGCUCUAUAAAGCCGGAUCCUUUCAGUGGCUUAUCCUUCUCAUUUUGGGGAACUAUUUUAAAAUUGGGUCUUCUUACUUGGCUCUUGUUUGGUUAGUUUCUCCGGCGUUUGCAUUUGGAUUUUUUGAAGCAACACUAUCCCCAGCCAGGUUACCUAAGCCACUCAAACUGGCAACCCUAGUUCUCGGGUUAGCUACCCCAAUUUUAUUUUCUGCUGGAAUUUUUAUCCGGCUUGCUGCUACAAUCAUUGGGGGGAUGGUUCGACUUGAUAGGAAUCCUGGGGGCACUCCUGAAUGGUUGGGAAAUUUUGUGAUUGCUGCAUAUAUUGCUGCUCUCUUGUCUUUGACCUUGGUGUAUCUUCUUUCAUAUGUCCAUCUUUCAGGUGUAAAAGGGACAAUCACCCUAGCUACUUUGGUGCUGUUUGGCUUAUCACUUGCAGUUGUAUCAUUCGGUGUUGUUCCGCCAUUUUCUGAAGACACUGCCAGAGCUGUAAAUGUUGUACAUGUCGUGGAUGCAACGGGAGGACUUGAUGAAAUACAUACUCCUGAAUCAUAUGUAUCUUUAUUUUCUACUACUCCUGGAAAUUUGAAUAAGGAGGUAGAACAUAUUAAUGAAAGUUUUAUAUGUGGUAAAAACAAAACUGUUGAUUUUGUAACCUUCUCCGUAAAAUAUGGUUGUCGGACAUAUAAUGAUGCUACAAGUGGUUGGAGUGAGGAUGAUAUUCCUACAAUGCACGUCGGAAGUGAUGCUAAGGAAAAUAAAAGAAUUACACAAGUUUCAAUCAACACAAAAGAUUCUGUUCGUUGGGUUCUUGCGAUCAAUACAGACGAAAUAGAAGAUUUCAAGCUUAACGAUGCAAGAAGUUCUGAAGAAUUAAUAUCAGUUGACAGAAAGAGCAGUGUCGACGGUUGGCACAUAAUUCAGUUUUCCGGAGGAAAGAAUGCGCCGAGAUUGUUUGACCUGACACUUUACUGGAGGUCAGGUUCUACACCAAGCAUUGAUGGUUAUCUCUUGAAACUUCGGACUGACGUGGACAUAUUAACACCGAUAACUGAACGAAUUCUCCAGAAGCUUCCUUAUUGGUGUUCUUUGUUUGGCAAGUCUACCUCUCCACAUACCUUGGCCUUUUUAAGAAACCUUGCUGUUAAUUUUUAAGUAUGCUUCAAUUCUAGGUGUUGUUUUAUGGCCAAAAUAGAUACUUGUUACCUUAAUUUUUGCAAUCAUAUAGUAGGGUUUCUAAUUCUUUUUAGUAUACAGUUUUUGUCUUACUUCUUGUAAAAGGUAAUCAUAUUUUAUUUUGCAUAAUGAUGUGGACACAUCUUUUUUGAUUUCAAGAUGCCAAACGUGUGAUCA